Oncorhynchus nerka (sockeye salmon) is the source of this 4251-nucleotide messenger RNA. Its product is annotated as muscleblind-like protein 1. The transcript is spliced from 9 exons. Gene Ontology annotation, cellular component: nucleus. The record is from RefSeq and is a predicted model, not a curated record. The coding region runs from base 100 to 1014 and encodes 304 amino acids. Gene Ontology annotation, molecular function: RNA binding; metal ion binding. Lineage: Eukaryota; Metazoa; Chordata; Actinopteri; Salmoniformes; Salmonidae. Gene Ontology annotation, biological process: regulation of RNA splicing.
CGUUGUUCCAGGGAGAACUGUAAGUACCUACACCCUCCUCCCCACCUGAAGACCCAGCUGGAGAUCAACGGUAGGAACAACCUGAUCCAACAGAAGAACAUGGCCAUGCUGGCACAUCAGAUGCAGCUGGCCAACGCCAUGAUGCCCAGCACACAGCUACAGACUACAUGUAUGCCGGUCCCCAUGUUCUCUGUGACGCCCAGCCUUGCCUCUAAUGCCAGUGCUGUCGUGGCCGCUGCGUUUAACCCCUACCUGGGCCCGGUGUCGCCCGGCCUGAUGCCCACUGAGAUCAUGUCCAGCGCCCCGGUCCUGGUGACCAGUAACCCCAACGUCUCCAUGCCCUCUGCUGCUGCUGCUGCCGCUGCACAGAAACUCAUGAGGACAGACAGACUGGAGGUAUGUCGGGAGUACCAGAGAGGUAACUGUACGCGGGGGGAGAAUGACUGUCGCUUCGCCCACCCCUCAGACAGCACCAUGAUAGACACCAACGACAACACCGUGACCGUGUGUAUGGACUACAUAAAGGGUCGCUGCUCCAGGGAGAAGUGUAAAUACUUCCACCCUCCAGCCCACCUGCAGGCCAAGAUAAAGGCUGGCCAACACCAGGUCAACCAGGCUGCUGCCGCAGCAGCCAUGGGGCUCUCACCUGUUUUACCUCCAUUACCAAAGAGACCCACACUUGAAAAAGCCAACGGUGCCACUGCCAUGUUCAACGCCUCCAACAUGUUCCAGUACCAACAGGCCCUGGCCAACAUGCAGUUUCAGCAGCAGUUUAUCCCAUCAGGCUCGAUAUUGUGCAUGACACCUGCAACAAGUGUUGAAUGGGACUGGACUGGAUUGGGACAGACUGUGGGUUGCAGACAGGUACCCAUGAUGCACGGUGCUACGCCCGCCACUGUGUCUGCAGCCAACUCCUCUGCCACAAGUGUUCCCUUUGCAACCGCAACAGCCAAUCAGAUUCCAAUAAUAUCUACAGAUAAUCUUACGAGUCACAAGUAUGUAACUCAGAUGUAGAAGUCUCUACGAGAACAAUGAAACUGGAGUGUGCUGGUGUCCCAUCCGUCCCAGACAACAGUUCACCCUUCAUGCCUGUAACCACAGAAAUAGAAUAUUUAGAAUGGAUUCUAUGUCUAUGCCUGUAAGCAAAGAUAUAGAAUCUUUAGAAUAGUUUCUAUGUCUAUGCCUGUAACAUCCAGAACACCAGGAGACUCCAACCACCUGUAAACUGUAGUGGUUCUGACAUGCAUGCUACUCAAAGAGAUCUAGUUUGUCAUAAGGUGGUGAACAUGUGUAUCCUACACACACCAUACGGACAACAGCACCUCCUACACAGAGAGGAACUGUGUCAUCUACAGAACAUUACAGCCCGUCUUUAUAUCUGUGGAGGCGUCAUCCAUUAUAACACCGGACACACUUUGAAUGUCAACAUGAGGAGAUAGUCACACCCACUAGUUUGGUAUGUCAGCAGACCAAGAAUCUCUUUUAUGUUAUAUUCAGUUUGUUUUUCUUUCAUUUAUGUGAUUUUUUCAUGGUUUACACAAAACAAAGUUGCACCUUGUAUUUUAAACAAGAAGGGGAAAUGACGAGGAAUAGUAACUAAAUGCCAUAUUAGACUGAGAGAAUUGUGCAUGGCUUGUUUCUAGGUGAUCUGGUUCUUUACAAGACCAACUUGGUUGAAAUGGGUUAGUGGGCUUGGUGCCAUAAGGACAGCUGAAUGUUGUGGGUUUAUUACACCUUUGUGUUUUAAAACCCAUCCCAGCUUUACUAGAUAUGUUGCAAGCUCCACUUAAAGUGCCAUAGACUAUGUACGUAUAUCCCCAAAAACAUUGAGUGUUAUUCGGUCAUUAUAGACAUGUUACAGUGUUAACCUGGGGAACGCCUUCAAAGUCUCUAAUGUCUCUAGUGUCCUUGUUCCGUGAAUGUUUGUCUACAGUUUGACAUCAUUAACAGAUGAACCAUUCAUGGUCUUUGCCUCUUGGGUACACAGUUACCCCCCUUAGGUUGUUUGGGUUACCUCUGGUCUUCUGUUGGUUUUCUUUUCAUUUGCCUUGACCUUAGAUUCCACGGUGUGAGUCAGACAGAGAAGGGGUAUUGGUUCUGUUAGGACCCCGUCCUCUCUGGGUAUAAAGUAUAAUGACUAGUUGGUUCUGUUAGGACCUGGUCCUCUCUGUCUAUGGGUAUAAAGUAUAAUGACUAGUUGGUUCUGUUAGGACCUGGUCCUCUCUGUCUCUGGGUAUAACGUCUAUAGACUCUAGUUGGUUCUGUUAGGACCCAGUCCUCUCUGGGUAUAAAGUCUAUAGACUCUAGUUGGUUCUGUGAGGACCCAGUCCUCUUUGUAUCUGAGUAUAAAGUCUAUAGACUCUACUUGGUUCUGUCAGGAGCCAGUCCUCUCUGUCUUUGGGUAUAAAGUAUAAUAACUAAUUGGUUCUGUUAGGACCUGGUCCUCUCUGAGUAUAAAGUCUAUAGACUCUAGUUGGUUCUGUUAGGCCCUGGCCCUCUCUAUCUCUUGGUAUAAAGUCUAUAGACUCUAGUUGGUUCUGUUAGGACCUGGUCCUCUCUGUCUAUGGGUAUAAAGUCUAUAGUCUCUAGUUGGUUCUGUUAGGACCUGGUCCUCUCUGGGUAUGAAGUCUAUAGACUCUAGUUGGUUCUGUUAGGACCCAGUCCUCUCUGUCUCUGGGUAUAAAGUCUAUAGACUCUAGUUGGUUCUGUUAGAACCCAGUCCUCUCUGGGUAUAAAGGCUAUAGACUCUAGUUGGUUCUGUUAGGACCUGGUCCUCUCCGUCUCUGGGAUUAAAGGCAAUAGACUCUAGUUGGUUCUGUUAGGACCCAGUCCUCUCUGGGUAUAAAGGCUAUAGACUCUAGUUGGUUUUGUUAGAACCCAGUCCUCUCUGGGUAUAAAGGCUAUAGACUCUAGUUGGUUCUGUUAGGACCCAGUCCUCUCUGGGUAUAAAGGCUAUAGACUCUAGUUGGUUCUGUUAGGACCCAGUCCUCUCUGUUUCUGAGUAUAACGUUUAUAGACUGUAAAGGCUUAAUGCAUGGGGCUUUGGCCCUGGACCCAAUAUUAUGCCAAAAGUCUCACUUGUGAAGAAGAAGGGGUGGAGACUGUUAAAAAGGAAGGAUAGAAUGAAGAACUACUGAAAGUUGCGUGAUAAACCAAACCGCUGAGUGGAGUGAGGAGCACUUUCCAAGAGUUACAGGGUGGCUUAUGGUUGAGUUGUUCUAACAUGGUGUGGUUUUCAUUUUAUUAUAAUUCAUUUAAUGAUUUUUUAAAAAUUGUAUGUUUUAUUAAGUGCAGUUUAUAUGGUCUAUGAUAUGUGAGAGAACUUGCGAAAACACAUUAUGUGUAUUUUAAUGUGUGAUAGUAUGGAUGCUUUUGGAUAGAUACAGUCAAAUGUUUUUGGGGUAUUUUUCUUCUGUGUUCUGUGUUGACAUAUGUGGGUGCACUAGUGGAGCUCUGUUCAGCAAAUGUGUGGGGCCAAAAUCACAGAUGAAGUUGUGUAUGGACAAGAGGGGGGUGAGUGUAAAUUUGUGUAUGGAAGCGUGGGGGAGUGUAGAUUGUUUUUUGGUUUAAACCCUCAUGCUUCUGCAUGCAUUGUAUGAAAAGACAUGGUAUGGAAGAGCUUGACCUGAUUGUAUUACUCAUCCAAAGCCUUAGAAAACACCACGAGGUCGGCACAAUGCAAGAAGCCAUUUCAAAUCGUCCUCUUGCCUAACCCUUGCUGUUGUGUCGCCACACAAAGCUUUCGUGGUAUAUAUGAUUGUUGUCUUUCACUCUAAACAUGUAUUUCUUGUUGAGUUAGUUUUUUUCAAGAAGAUGAAUGUCUUAUUUCAUUUUGUUUAAUGCACGGAUUACAUUUUUGAUAUUUAGUUAAAGGAGUUUUGUCUAACUAGAUUUUACCAGUAACUUUUGUAGGAUUCUGAAUAGUAGGUAAUAUGUGUGUGUUUUGUGUUCUUCAUACCAUAUUUUAGUUUUCUGAAAUUACCUGUAAUGUUGAUUUGAAUAUUUACUGUAGUGUUAUGAUUGUAAACUGAAUGAUAUUUUUAUUUUCUGUGAACUCUAAGAAUUAUUUUAAUUUCUUGUCUGUUUGAGUUCCUUGAAACAAAGAUCUUUUGUGUGGGUAUCUGAGGAAAUACUAGGAGAGUGAGGCUUGCUGUGACAGCGCUCACUGACAGUGGAGUAUUAUUUGAAUGAUCAUCUGGUUUGUAACUAGUCUUAUAAGGAAAAAAAUAUUAUUAAAAAAUCUCAUUCUUA